GCAUCUAAGUGACGCUUGAUUCGAGUGCGCUAAAUAUAACAACACAGUGCUGUAUAGGCUGAAACGUUGUUUUUCACCUCUUAUCUUGGAUGUGUUAAAGGUUAAAUUUGAGGAACUUAUUUUAUGACAACAUAUUUAAAAAGUGUAUAAGCAGUGCAAUAAAGUAUGUUUAUCAGCUCAUAUAGUCAAAAGAAAAAAUUUUCUUUUCGUGCUCGUUAAAUAUCGUAAAAAUUGGAACUACUUUGUGGUAUUUUCUGUAAAUAUAUGGAUUUAAUCUCUAACAGUGAUAAUAUAAUUUUGUUUCAUGUGUAAAGAUACAUGUUAUUGUAAGUAUCUUGAACUUAAGAUAAUGUUAAAUUAAAUAAAUGCUAUAUUUAUAGGGUGCUAUUAACUUUUGUUUGUCGCACGUAACACAUCUUAUACAAAAUAACAUGUCAUCAAGUUUUAAAUACGUUUACAUAUGUUCGAAAGUUUUCACGUUUGUAAUGGCAGUAACUAUUGCAUUUCUUACGUAUAUUAGACUUGAUUCAACAUUGCCUUGGAACGUGAACAUUACUUUUACCGAUUGGAAAAAUGCUUUGGUACAAAAACGCUGCAAUGAUACAAAAUUCCCUUCACAACUAAACACCGAGGGAAAUUGGGGUGUAGUUGACGUGAACGAAACAAUUUAUGUUAUUUCUGCAUAUUAUGUUCUGGAAAGGGAAAGAGUGUUUAUCAUUGGAACAAAGCCUUUCUUUGAAGUUUCGGUUAUAUGUCAACUUUGGUAUACCAGUUUCAAAGAUAACAGACGGCAUGUCCAACAGACAUUGGCAAAUGUCGUUGCUCCGAUUGGAGCAACUGCGUACAAUUUCACGUCUACAAUCUAUGAAUGUAAAGUGCAAACGACAGAAAAACAACCCGAGUACGUCUCCCUUGUCAUGGCUUCCUGUGAAAUCCCAAGAAACCUUUUAAAAGUUCGUGAUGCCUCUAAACCAGAUGGAUAUCAGCGUCGUUUUACUGUAUGUUUGUCACCAGUGUUUAAAUAUGAUAACAUUUUCCAGAUGGUCGAGUGGGUUGAACUAAAUAGAAUUCUUGGUGCUGAAAAGUUUGUUUUUUAUAACUACUCAACAGGUGUAAAUGUUAAUAAUGCCAUUGAGUAUUACGUGAAAUUAGGUUUGAUUGACGUUAUUCAAUGGAAUUUACCAUUUCCUGAUAUUGAACGUAAUAUUGAAUAUUUUGCUCAAAAGGCGGCUAUAAAUGAUUGUAUUUUCCGAAAUAAAAAUGUUUCGGAAUUCAUCGUCAAUAUUGAUAAAGAUGAAUACAUUAUUCCUCAUUCUAAUGACAUCAUAACUUGGUCACAGCUGAUCGAUAAAUUUAACAAAAACUAUGCCGGUUACGUUGUGAGACACUCAUUCUUUCGAUUAGACUGGAAGUUGAAGAAUCAAAAUUUUUCUGAGAAACGUUUUGCAGAAAAAUACAAUCUAGUAACACUUACCCAUUUCGAACACGAGAAAAAAAUAUGGCCGCCUAACCAUCGCUCAAAAUAUUUUGCCCGAGCAGAAGUUGUUGAGUUUGGAAAUGUGCAUGAGAUUCCACGCGGAAGAAUAUUUAUUGUGCCUCCUGAACUUGCACUAGUGCAUCACUAUCGAAAUAUCGGAAAGCCAGAAGACCAUGACAAAGUUAUUGACUUUACAGUGCUUGUUAAAUAUGGAGACAAUUUGUCAAAACAUGUACAAAAGACAUGGAAAGCUCUUUCUAUCGUGUAACUAGUCAGAUUGUGUUAUUAUUUAAACUCUGGCGAGAUUUACUAGUACAUACUCAUUAUUAGGAAGAUAUGAAAGUUGGCUUAAAUCAUGGAUUCAUUCUUCAAUUAUGUUAAGAAACAAAUUAGUAUGCUACUUAAACUUGAACUAGAAAAAAAUAAAACUUAAGUACCAUUAUAGUUGAGAAUUUAAGUUAUGUGGAAUAAUAUCUGUACAUGCAUUCCAAAAGAAAACAAACCAAAGCAAUUUUAAAAAAAAAAUGAGACCAAUAACUUUAUUAAAUGUAGUUUAUAAGUUAGCUUAAAGCUGCACGCCUCCAGAUGAGCAAAAAUAGUUCGAUAAAAUCAAACCUGAUAAAAAAUGUACUAAGAUUCUAGGAAAGGUAUAAAAAUUCAAAAUCUAGUAAUAAUUUACAUGUUAUUAGCGAUUAUUGACCGAUUUUUCAGUAUUUAUAACUAUAUUUCUACUGCGUUACUAACCCAUUACUUUAGGUCUAUUUUUGCAUAUUUUGACCUCUUUAUAGCAAUUUACAUGGGUUCUAAGUGUCAUUGAUAAUGUGUAAAUUGCAUUCUUUUGGAAACUUUACAUUAUUAUACUAUUAAAUAUAUUUUCACAUUUUCAUGAAAAUUAGCAUGAAUCUGGAGGCGUGCUGCUUUAAGGUUCCAUAGCAAAUAGACUUAAACUUGUUUAAGAUAUUUUAGUUUCAAAAAGAUCAAAUAGAUAUAAUGGUGAGAAUACUUAAUUAUUGCAUGAUAUUAUGAAAUAUACUGAAGAUAAUGAUAUACUAGGUUUAGUAAUGAUGGUAGAUUUUGAAAAAGCUUUUGAUAUUUUAUCUUUUACAUUUAUAGAAAAAUGUUUAUAACUUUUUCACUUUGGUCCUAUUUCUAAUACAUUAAAUACUGAAA
Messenger RNA from Ruditapes philippinarum (Manila clam), 2647 nucleotides. RefSeq lists its product as uncharacterized. Bases 432 to 1745 code for a protein of 437 amino acids. The record is from RefSeq and is a predicted model, not a curated record. Lineage: Eukaryota; Metazoa; Mollusca; Bivalvia; Venerida; Veneridae. The transcript is spliced from 2 exons.